Ipomoea triloba (trilobed morning glory) is the source of this 2802-nucleotide messenger RNA. RefSeq names its product pentatricopeptide repeat-containing protein At5g18950-like. The transcript has 5 exons. NCBI's taxonomy places the organism in Eukaryota, Viridiplantae, Streptophyta, Magnoliopsida, Solanales, Convolvulaceae. The coding region runs from base 454 to 2271 and encodes 605 amino acids. The record is from RefSeq and is a predicted model, not a curated record. Gene Ontology annotation, molecular function: protein binding.
CCCACACAAUUUCCACCAUUUCAUUCCGUCUCCAAUUAUCUCUUCCCCAGUUCCCCUCCGACUUCUUCCUCUCCAUCUGCUGCGACGGAAAGAACAUCAAAGAUACUAAAUCAGAAUAGACACAAUCUAUAGCAUGCAGUUAGAUAUGGAGUAUCUAAACAAUAAUCAGAAAAGAGAAAAGAGAGAAAAGAUGGAUCUGCACAAGUCCUAAGAUAGCCUUUUAAGUUUCAAAGGACUCAUCCUCCCAGAUACCAUCCUGGGCAGUAUAGCUACUGGUGAAUAUAACAGCAUUCCCACAUUCUGUAGAUUAAUGAUAAAAAAAAAAAAGAAGCUUACCUGUUCGUGGAAGACUACCUCUUUGCUCUUAAUUUCAGAAGAGCCUUUCCGUGGAAGGAACCUCUUUGCUCUUGAAGGUAUAAAUUAUUGGCGAGGUUUAGCCAUCUGUAGUAUUGAAUGGCUAAAACACCCCAAUCUUUUUUCACCAACAUAUUACUUCGUCAAAACCCUAGCCCCAACCCCACAAUCCUGAAUCGCAGUCUAAGCAUUUUAGGAACUAAUGCGGGUAGCCAAGGGUCUGUCUCAUUGAAUUCGGAUCAUGUUAGUGAUAGUAAGCAGCAUCGUUUUAGUGAGAUAUCAAAAGAUGUUUUGAGAAUAAUACGUACACGGCCGAGAUGGGAGCAGACUUUGUUAUCCGAGUUCCCGAGUGUGAACUUUGCUGAUCCUAAUUUGUACUGUGAGGUUCUGAAGCGACAAAAGAAUGUGAUGGUGGCACUUCGGUUUUAUCGUUGGGUUAGUUCUCAGAAUGGGUUCUUGCCUGACCCGGUUUCCUCUGAUGUGGUUUUUAAUGGGCUUGUGAAAGCCAAGGCUGGAAGCCUGGCAAAAAGUUUUCUUGAGAGCACAAAGUAUGCUCCAGAGCCUAGUAGUUUGGAGGGGUAUAUUGAGUGUCUUUGUGAUAAUGGGUUGAUUGAGGAAGCCCUAAUGGUUUUUGAUGAAUUGAAGGGAGUUGGUCACUGUCCAUCACUGAAUGCUUGGAAUUCAGCCCUAUCUGGUUCGGUAAAAGUCGGAAAAACUGAUGCUGUUUGGAAACUGUAUGAGGAUAUGAUGGGUUGUGGAGUUGCAGGCGACGUGGAUACAAUUGGGUAUUUAAUCUACGCAUUUUGUUUGGAUAGGAAUUAUUCAAAAGGUUAUGAGCUUCUGCAGCAAUUGUUGGAAGGUGGGCAUGUCCCUAGUAAUAUUGUGUUUAACAGAUUGAUUUAUGAGUCUUGCAAGAACAAUGAGUUCUUUAGAAUGACAGCUCUUCUCUUUGCCAUGAUUGCCAAAAAUUGUUCUCCAGAUAUAUACACUUAUCAAGAAGUUAUUCAUGGUGUGCGGGAUUGCAAGAACAGAGACAAGCUUGAAGUUUUUCGAAUUUUUGAAUAUAUAAAGGACAAGGGAUAUGCUCCAGAUAGGGUUAUGUAUUCUACGGUAGUUCACAGUCUUGCCAAGAGCAAUAUGUUGGGCAAAGCUCAAAAGUUAUGGUCCGAGAUGAUAAAGAAGAGAUUUGUUCCAGACGAGUAUGCUUAUAAUGCGCUGAUACACGGGUAUUUUAAAACAGGUAAUCUGAAGGAGGCAGAAAGGCUGCAUAAGGAAAUGCUUGAAAAAGGAUUUGUUGAUUCCACAGUAACCUUCAACAUCUUGAUUGGCGGGUAUUGUGCAAAUGGAAUGUUUAAGAGAGCAUACAGAUUGUUUGAACAUAUGGGAAGAAAAGGUGUUGUUCGUGAUGCUAUUACUUACAAUUCCCUAAUUCAGGGCUUUUGUGAGGGUGGAAAUGCUUCUUAUGGUCUAAAAAUAUUUUAUGAUCUUCUAGGGCAUGGAUUGCAGGCAUCAACUACCUUGUACAAGGCAUUAAUUGAGAGGCUUUGUGAGGAAGGGCGUGUUGAGGAAGCAAAAUGUUUUUUGAAGGAUAUGGUGGAUCAAGGUCUGGAACCUGCAAUAUGUAAUCACAAUUCUAUCAUAGUUGGCUUGACAAAACAAGGAAAAUUUUCCAAGGGGAUAGAAUGGCUGGGCACCAUGAUAAAGAGUAGGCUCAGACCACAAGGAAGGACUUUAGAGAGACUAAUUUAUUCCCUGUCUAGAGCAGAUAAGUGGGAUGAUGCUUUACUCAUUUUAACUUACAUGCAUAAAUUGGGGUUGCAGCCAUCGGGUACCUUGUACAGUGUUUUAGUUAAGAAACUUUUUGAGGAAGGGCGUGUUGAGGAAGCAAAGCUGUUUUUAAAGGAUAUGGUGGCUUGACAAAGCAAGGAAAUUUUUCCAAGGGGAGGGGUUGGCUACCACGAAAAAGGGUAGGCUCAAACCACAGGGUAGGACUUUGAGAGACUUAGCGAUUCGUUCAUCAUCAUCUGUUUCAAAAUGGGCGCAGCCAAACCAAAAUCGAUUUUCCGCCACUCAAAAACCCUACCCCUAUCUACUAAGGAAAAGCCAAAAAACCUAUUCACAUCUGUCUACCCAAUCUUCAUUUUAGCUACAUUUCCGGACAAUACAUUCUGCCCACUCCCUUUUCAACACUUGCCAUCGAUAGCCAUCCAAUAUCCUGCAUUUCCCAGCAUUUUGUUCUUUUUUGUUCCGUUUCUUGGUGUGUUACUUGGGUUAUCUGGAGAAUACUGAGCUAUUUGAGUUCUGAUGAAAUGGCAGUUUCAUCAUGGCUACCAUCUUUCAAUGACGGCAAUUUGAGGAUCCCAACACAGUUCUUUUUGUUCUGAUAUCUUGUGUUAUGGAAUAAUUUGUAACUCUUAGAAAUAACAUAGUAAAGAUGAAAGUUGUGGA